Messenger RNA from Elaeis guineensis (African oil palm), 1476 nucleotides. NCBI's taxonomy places the organism in Eukaryota, Viridiplantae, Streptophyta, Magnoliopsida, Arecales, Arecaceae. The record is from RefSeq and is a predicted model, not a curated record.
AUUUACAAUUGCAUCGGCGGCCCAUCUUGCCUCUCGAUUCCCAAACCAACACAACCCAGGCGCUCUCUUUGCUGGGCGGCGCUUCCAUGGAAGACAUGGCGGCCGCUUACUACCACGCGCCCCCCGCACCUCACUACCCCUGCUACCCUCCUCCACCGCCGGCCCCCACCUCCGGAGCGCCGCCGCCGCCGCCGCCACAGCAGCAGCAUCAUCCGCCGCCGCCUCUUCACCUGGCGUCUCCAUAUCCCCAUCUCCAGCAGCAGCCCCCUCCUUACGGCGUUCCCUGCUCCCUCCCCCCUCAGCAGCCCUCUCGGGACGAGGUCCGGACCCUCUUCAUCGCUGGACUCCCCGACGACGUGAAACCCCGGGAGAUCUAUAACCUCUUCCGGGAGUUCUCCGGCUACCAAUCCUGCCAGCUCCGAUGCACCGGCCAAUCAUCCCAGGCAUAUGCAUUUGCUGUUUUCAGUGAUCAACAAUCUGCACUUGCUGCAAUGCAUGCCCUGAACGGAAUGAUGUUUGAUCUUGAGAAGGAAUGUGCUCUGUACAUUGAUCUUGCAAAGUCAAACUCUAGGACAAAACGCUCAAGACAAGAUGACAGUGUGCCCUGUUCUUCUGAUAAACGAGUUAGAGGAUCUGUUGGAUAUUCAAGAGGCUUUCCAGAUUCUGGUGUCGGAAGCAAUAUUCACAUGCCUGGGAUGGGUAAUUCUGCUUACAGCUUGAAUGGUUAUCCUUCUACACAAAGUCACACAACCUAUGAUUAUGAUCCUGUGAAUGACACAGACCCCAAGAAGAUGGUGAGCUUUGCCUUUUUGAAUAAUUCUUCAACUUAUGUUCCUCAAAAUAAUCCCCCUUGUCCAACACUUUUUGUGGCAAAUCUGGGUCCAACUUGUUCGGAACAAGAGUUAACCCAAGUAUUUUCAAGAUGCCCAGGCUUCUUAAAACUGAAGAUGCAAAAUAAGAAUGGAGUACCUGUUGCAUUUGUUGACUUUCAGGAUGUUAACUGUUCAACUGGAGCCCUCAAUCAUCUGCAGGGAACUCUCUUAUAUUCAUCAGUUGGGGAGGGCAUGCGUUUGGAGUACGCCAAGUCACGCAUGGGUCUCCCUAAACGUGAGAUGAGAACAUAAAAUUAGCUGGAACUAGGAGAGGCAGUUCAAGUUCGUUGUGUUUAUACUGUUUUGGUCCUGGGUGGGCGUCUGGUCCCCCAUUGGAUUGUUGCGUUGUGAGCUUAUAUGCUUGAUUAGUCUUAUCUGUCUGCUGAGGGGUAACUCUGCUCACCUGCCAUCUUGUAAUUUUAUGACACUCAGGCUUAAAACAGUUCAAUCUAGUCCACUUUCGUCAGUGCUGACAUACUGCUCAUAAUUUUAUGUAAAUGUUCCUAUAGCGUGUAAACAUAUCAACCAGCAAGCUCUACCUUCUCUGCUUUCCUUGAUCUGCUAUUUGUUCUCGUUAAUCUUUAAAUUGUAUGGGUCACGUCUA